Molecule: messenger RNA, 1623 nt
Organism: Manduca sexta (tobacco hornworm)
Lineage: Eukaryota; Metazoa; Arthropoda; Insecta; Lepidoptera; Sphingidae
Product: facilitated trehalose transporter Tret1
Exons: 3
Coding region: 16-1617 (533 amino acids)
Biological process (GO): transmembrane transport
Cellular component (GO): membrane
Molecular function (GO): transmembrane transporter activity
Source: RefSeq, a predicted model, not a curated record
GUUUAUAUUAAUACUAUGGACGUUCGUGUCUAUAGAAUUAACGUCAAUGGGCGGAGGGAAGAAGAAGAAACGUUCGUGAAUCCUGACAGACCUCAAUGUAGUUACAGUCAAGAGAUAUACACACUUAACUGUGUGUCUAGGGUCGUGACAAAUGUCCCCAUGCAUGGGCGUGCAUUCUGUGUGGAGACAGAACCCACAAGAAUUGCGUUGCUGUUUAUCGCAAGCUCGCCGCAGUUGGCCGCGUUCUCCGUCGGCGGUGUUAGCGGAUUCUCAAACGUAAUACUAGAACAGCUGAGAGCGAACGAUAGUUCGAUACCAAUCGAUUUCGAGAUCGCUACGUGGAUUGGAUCGACACACGGCUUAGCUGGCAUACCGAGCAUCGCAAUGCCCACAAUAAUGCAGUGGAGAGGCAGAAAAUUCUCUUACAUCAUCAGCUGCCUUCUUAUAAUCACUGGAUGGCUCCUUACCUACCUCGCCCAGAACGUCAUGAUGAUAAUCAUCGGCGAAUGUUUCCACGGACUGGGAAAUAAUAGCAUAGUCAUCGUCAGCCUCUGCACUAUUAGUGAGAUGGUCGAUCCAAGAUAUAGAGCCAUCUCGUUAUCAUUUUACACCAUCAAUCAAACACUAGGUAUUACCAUCUGUGGCGUCAUGGGCAGGUAUCUUCAUUGGAAAACCGUCAGUAUUAUCAUGAGCAUACCGAUUACAGUCGCUCUCCUUAUGAGUUGUGUAUGGCCAGAAUCUCCAUCAUGGCUCGCGUAUAAAGGGAAGUACGCUAAAUGUGAGAAAACAUUCAAAUGGCUUAGAGGUUUUGAUGAAGACUCAAGGAAAGAGCUAAAAGAACUAAUGAGUGCACAAAAAGAAUAUUCUAUUUCUGAAGGGAAGGCCAAGUUUGUGUUAAAAGAUUUGUGGUUUCAAAUAACUAGUAAGGACUUCUACGUUCCCUGCUUUCAUACAUUUGUUGUCUUAAGUGCGUUUUACUUUAGCGGACUUUUAGUAGUGUUAGUUUAUGGCGUGGAUAUAAUUCAAACAGUUACUAAUAGUGCAUUGACAGCUCGUUAUGGUAUAAUUUCGAUCCACAUUUUUUCAUACAUAGGAGCCUUAAGUACUGCACUACAUUUGAAAUUAUUUAAGAACAAAACUGUAUUUUUAGCAACCGGGGUUACUUCAUCUUUAUUAAUGUUUGGAGCAUCUGUUGUUAUAUUAUUACAAUCUGUUGGUAUAUUAUCUAAUAAUUCAACGAUAUCUGUAUAUUUCCUUGUUGGUUUCAUGUUCUUUUUAAGUGCAGGAGUAAGUUCAUUAUCCUUUGGUGUUCCGAAUGAAUUAAUGCCAGUAAAACACAGGGGUCUUGGUGGGGCUGUGUAUAUUAUAAUGUGUUGUAUUUUACACACGUCUAUUUUGAAAUUGUCUCCGUACUUAAUACUGUAUAUAGGAUUGUGGGGAACAUUCAUGAUGUUCAGUUUAAUAGAAAUGAGUAGUAUUAUUUAUAUUUGGAGAUAUAUACCUGAAACUAAAGGGAGGACGUUACAAGAAAUCGAAGAUUUUUAUAAUGAUGGAUAUUUUGUUACCAGUAUUGUUGAUGAUGUUGAAUGUUUAAAUAAAAAUAAGAAUAAAUUAUGAAAUUUA